Molecule: messenger RNA, 1178 nt
Organism: Dioscorea cayenensis subsp. rotundata (Guinea yam)
Lineage: Eukaryota; Viridiplantae; Streptophyta; Magnoliopsida; Dioscoreales; Dioscoreaceae
Product: caffeic acid 3-O-methyltransferase-like
Exons: 4
Coding region: 66-1124 (352 amino acids)
Biological process (GO): methylation
Molecular function (GO): protein dimerization activity; O-methyltransferase activity; S-adenosylmethionine-dependent methyltransferase activity
Source: RefSeq, a predicted model, not a curated record
UCUCAGUUAACCACAAACUCUCUCUUCUCUUAGCUAUAAACACAAACUACUCCCGUGCAACACCAAUGGGGGACAUAGCGGCAUUCGACAACGCCAUGGACAUCGGCGGUGGCGUCAUGAUGGCGAUGAUGCUGAAGGCUUUGAUCGAGCUUGACGUGCUGGAGGUCAUGGCAGCAGCGGGGCCUGGCGUUCUGCUCUCGCCAGAAGAGAUCGCAUCUAAGAUCCAAACCAGCAACCCGGACGCCCCCAAGGUGCUCGACAGAAUGUUUCGGUUCUUGGCCGCCAACAAAGUGAUGACUUGCGAGGAGGUGACUGUGGUGGGAGAGGAGGAUGGGAAGAGCAAGAGACGCUAUGGAUUGGGUCCGGGUUGCAAGUUGUUCACUAAGGAUGAGGAUGGAAUCUCUAUAGCUCCAUUCUUGUUCAUGCAGCUCUCCAACUCCUGGAUUGACACAUGGACAAAUAUGAAGCAUGCAGUGUCAGAUGGGUGUGUCCCAUUUGUGAAGACUCAUGGAAUGACAUGGUAUGAGUAUGUGGACAAAAAUCCCCAUAUCGCUGAGAUGUUCAAUAAAGCCAUGUUUAAUCAAACCACGAUGCUCAUGAAGAAGAUACUUGAAAACUACAACGGAUUUGAGAGCAUUAAUGCGCUUGUGGAUGUGGGUGGUGGCCAUGGUGGUAUUCUUUCCCUCAUAAUAUCCAAGUACCCACACAUCAAAGCCAUCAACUUUGAUUUACCUCAUACUGUCUCCGAAGCAAAACCUAUUCAAGGAGUGGAAUUUGUUGGGGGUGAUAUGUUUGAAAGUGUUCCCAGUGGUGAUGCCAUGGUACUAAAGGGCGUACUUCAUAAUUGGAGCGAUGCUGAUUGUGUAAAGAUAUUAAAAAACUGCUGGAAGGCAUUACCAGAUAAUGGAAAAAUAAUUAUCAUAGAACAUGUUAUUCCUAAAAAUAUUGAUGAAGCAAAGAGCGCCAUUCAAUUUGACAUUAUCAAGUUGAUUUUUUAUUCCAAGGGUAAAGAAAGGACUGAGGAUGAGUAUCAAUUUCUUGCUAAAGAAAGUGGGUUUUCUGGGUUCAAAAUUGUGUGUAAUAUUUAUAGGUCUUUAAUUAUGGAAUUCUAUAAAUCAAUGUGACUUGUAACUUGCAUUGUAUUGAAGUCUUUUAUGCAUUUUUAAUAAAAGUGAAUA